GCAGCGGCGAAUGGUGAACCCCUCACCAAAAAGGGCAUAAAAAGUCUCUUCUCUUUUUUGCCCUUUAUUCCCGUGACCAGUUGAUUGAACCAGUUUUCCGUUCUUUGUCCUUUAUUUUUUAUUAUAUAUAUUUCAUUGGGAACUAUUUGUAAGUUUUUACGCUCGGGAGAUUGCGUCGAACCAGUGGCUUCUCGUCCCUCUCCUCCGCCCAGGCGAUCCCAACGAAGGAGGAUAUCGUUUCGUAACCCUAGAGGAAGAUCGAUGCAUCUUCUGAUAGGUUAAAUGUACAUUAUAUGGGAAAUUCACCCCAUUUCAUACUAUGUGACUAGAGCCUGAAAUAUAUAUGGGUCUGGUGGUUCUUCAUGAUGUUCCUUUACAGUGUAAAUUGCACAAUGCUAUCUUUACCAGCAAAAGCAGUUAUCAGGCUCCAAAUCACAGAUUCAAGUGGCCUCCUCCUUACUUAAGAAGCCGUUACACUGCAAAGCGUAAAUUUCCAGGCAAAGUUGACAAUCGUGGUCUUUUUAGGCUUCCAGUAUCUGCAAGCGGGGGAGAUUCAAAAGAUGGUCUGACCGAUGCCCUCCUUGAAGGGAAUGGAGAGGGUUUAUCCACUGGCAAUGGAGAACCAGUGGAAUUUAGUUACGAUAAUUCAUCAGCAACAAGGUUUGCUUUGGCAGAAGCCAAAGCCAGACAACAAGAGGCUGAAAAUGAGAGAGACCGGUUGAUAGAAGAACUGGCUUUUUCAGAAGCUAAGCAACAGGAAUAUGCUGCUUCUCUACGUCAUACUCAAGAAGUGGCAGUUUCGGAACUGGAAGCUGCUAAAUCCAUGUUCAAUCAGAAGCUCCAGGAGUCAUUUGAUGACAAGUUUGCCUUGGAAUCACAAUUAAUUCUCGCAAAACAGGAUGCUGUUGAACUUGCACUUCAAGUGGAGAAGUUGGCAGAGAUUGCUUUCCAGCAGGCUACCUCUCACAUAUUAGCAGAUGCUCAGCAGAGGGUGUCAGCUGCUGAAACAUCUGCUGCAGAAGCAGCAUAUCAUAUAGAGGAACAGAUCAGGGGUGCUGCUGAAGGAGCAAUUCUAUCCAUUGUUAAACAGUCAGAGGACACAUUUAAUAAGGUCAUCUCAGUAACUGAAGAAGCCAGUCAGCAAGCAAAAAAUGCUAUAGCUGCACUCUCAGAUGAGAUUCGUGUUGUAGAUGAGAUUACAUCUCUCCAAUCUUUUAACUGGCAGUUGGAGAACACUGUUCGUGACCUCGAGAGUCAGCUAUUAAUUAGGCAAAAUGAGGUUGAAAAACUGAAAUCUGAACUGGAGAAUGUUCAAGAGAAAGCAAGUGCAGCAGAGGUCCGUGCAAGUAAUGCAGAGAGAGCGCUGAUUGAUCUUCAGGAAACAACCAAUAGAAUGUCUUCACAACUAGAGGAGGAAAUGAAGGCAGUGCUGGAUAAAGUUAAGCGUGAAGCAGCAGGAAGGGAAAAGGCAAUUGCAAAAGCAUUCAAGCUGGAGCUGGAGAGUAUCAAAUCUGCUGUUGAUGCAGCAAAAAUGGCUAUACAAGUGAAAGAUGAAGCCUAUGCACGAAGAUGUGCAGCUCUUGAACGGUCAUUGAGGACAUCUGAGGCGGCCCUAAAUGUCUGGAGACAGAGGGCUGAAUCGGCUGAAUCAAUGUUACAGGAGGGUGGAGCCCUAGAUCAAAGUGAAGACAUGGCCUUUAUGGCUAAUGGUGGAAGAAUAGAUCUCUUGGCUGAUGGUGAUUCUGAAAAAUGGAAGCUUCUAGCUGACGGUCCUCGAAGAGAGAUACCUGAUUAUAUGGCUCGCAGAAUUAGGUCUUUACUGCCAAGGUUUCCUCCUCGUAAAGUGCAUUCUGAAGUAUUGGCAACUGAUUAUCCAGUGUUGAGCUUGCCUAAGGCUGAUGAAGUGUGGUCCAUUGUUCAAGAAAAGCCAAAGCAGGAUGAUCUUCUUAUCAAGCAUGUCGCUGAGAAGGAAGCCAUAGAGAAGCAACGCAAGACACUAGAGCGUGCUUUGCGCCGCAGAACAAUUAAAAGACGACUACCUGAAGAGACAAAAUUAGAGCCUGGAACCGGCACAGGACGUGAGAUAGUGUUUCAAGGUUUCAAUUGGGAAAGCUGGAGGAGAGAAUGGUACAAGGAGCUUGCUGUUAAAGCUGCUGAUUUAUCACAAAGUGGAAUAACAGCAGUUUGGUUUCCCCCACCAACAGAAUCUGUUGCUCCUCAAGGUUACAUGCCAUCUGAUCUUUACAACUUAAAUUCAGCUUAUGGUACUGUAGAAGACCUUCAACAUAGCAUAGAAGAAAUGCAUGCUCAAGAUCUUCUGGCUUUGGGUGAUGUUGUACUAAAUCAUCGAUGUGCACAGAAACAAAAUCCGAAUGGAGUUUGGAAUAUAUUUGGUGGAAAGCUUGCAUGGGGCCCAGAGGCUAUUGUUUGUGAUGAUCCAAAUUUCCAAGGCCGUGGAAAUCCUUCAAGUGGUGAUAUCUUUCAUGCAGCUCCUAAUAUUGAUCAUUCACAGGAAUUUGUACGCAAGGAUAUAAAGGUCUGGUUAAAUUGGCUUCGGAAUGAUAUUGGCUUUGAUGGAUGGCGCCUUGAUUUUGUAAGGGGAUUUUCUGGUCAUUAUGUGAAAGAGUAUAUUGAAGCUUCAAACCCUGCAUUUGCUAUCGGGGAAUACUGGGACAGCUUGUCUUAUGAAGGUGGAAACCUUUGCUACAAUCAAGAUGCACAUCGCCAACGUAUUGUCAAUUGGAUCAAUGCAACCGGUGGAACAUCAUCAGCUUUUGAUGUCACUACCAAGGGAAUCCUUCAUUCUGCUCUCCACAACCAGUACUGGAGACUAAUCGAUCCUCAGGGAAAACCGACAGGAGUCAUGGGCUGGUGGCCAUCACGAGCUGUGACAUUUUUAGAGAACCAUGACACUGGGUCCACACAGGGGCACUGGCCAUUCCCAAGGGAUAAACUGACACAAGGAUAUGCAUAUAUUCUAACACAUCCCGGAACUCCUGUGAUCUUCUACGAUCAUUUUUACGAUUUUGGUCUUCGUGAAACAAUAACAGAAUUGAUUGAAGCCAGAAGAAGAGCUGGCAUACACUGCCGCAGCUCGGUAAAAAUUUUUCAUGCUAAUAACGAUGGGUACGUUGCCCACGUCGGAGACAAUCUUGUAAUGAAGAUGGGCUGUUUUGACUGGAAUCCGUCCAAAGAAAACCAGUUGGAGGGGAGUUGGCAGAGGUUUGUCGACAGAGGUGCUGAUUACCAGAUUUGGCUUAGACAGUAAAAAAUAAAAGGAAGUCUCCAAUUUUUUUUAUUUCAUCCCAAUAAAUUGAUGUAUUUCCAAGAAGCAGCUACUCUGUACAGACCGUGUCGUGCUACUGCACCUGCAGUGAGGCACCUUAUAUUUGUUCGGUUUUCUUCUAUUGUAAAAGACAUUUUGGUCAAUUAACUUCUGUAAGCAGAGCCUAGAAGAUCAAAUGUGGACAGAAUAGGUCCUGUGUGUCUGUGUGUGCAAGUUACUAAAUAUCAAACCACUUUGACAAAAACCAGACUUACUAAAAUAAAAGUGAUUAUGGAUGUGUUUGUUAUGCAA
Molecule: messenger RNA, 3577 nt
Organism: Nymphaea colorata (pocket water lily)
Lineage: Eukaryota; Viridiplantae; Streptophyta; Magnoliopsida; Nymphaeales; Nymphaeaceae
Exons: 15
Coding region: 344-3268 (974 amino acids)
Biological process (GO): carbohydrate metabolic process
Molecular function (GO): calcium ion binding; alpha-amylase activity
Source: RefSeq, a predicted model, not a curated record